AUGGCUACUAGGAAUAAAAGAAAGAGGGAAAGUAGCGAUUCGAUCAGUUCUUCCGAUGGCGAAAAGCAUUCAAGCAGCCAUCAUAAAAAGCAUAAAAAGAAACAAGAAAGCGAUCGCAGAAAUGUCAAAGAUAUAGGUCCUGACGAUUUUUACAAUAAAAACUCCGAAUUUCGGACAUGGUUAAUUGAGAAAUAUGGCGCCCAUUUUGACAGUUAUUCUAGUAGCAAGGCAAAGAAAAUGUUUAAAAAGUUUUGUAAGAAAUGGAAUAAAGGAAAAUUAAAUGAGAAAUAUUAUAAUGGAAUUCAACCAUCCACUAUAGAACGUGAAGCUAGGACGGGCUACAAAUGGAAGUUCGCAUCUGAUAUUGAUGAUAUCAAAUUAGGAUCUGUGAAAGAUAAAGUUGGUAGUUGGACUAAAGGUAAAGGUGUAGAGUUACAACUAGGCGAUAAUAAAACACAUCCUAAACAUGUUGGCGACGCAGAAUCGAUCAAGCCAAUUCAAGGACCAGCUGCUGGCCCUAGAAUAUCUACAGCAUCACAAGCUGAUAAAGAAGAAUGGAACGAGUACGAAAACUACUUCAAUAAAAAAAGAUCUAAAAAUGCUAAGGAGCAUGACAAAAUGGUUUUAGACGAAUUAUUGCCAAAAGCUACUGGAAGAGAAGCCGUAAUAGAAAAAAGGAAGGCGAGAUCGGAAACUAGGCGACAUAGAGAUGUUAGCCCAGGGGUGUCGGAAUCAUUUUUAAUGGGCUCAAGCGGGCCUGACAUCGAGAGAAAUAAGCGAAAACGAGAGGAAAGAAGGGUUAGACGAUACCAUGAAGCCGUAGAGAAAGUUAAAGGUUAUCAAGAAAAAGAAAAGUCUCGGAUGGCAGAGCUGUUGGCACUUGCUCGCGCGACAAAAAGUGAGAACGCCUUAUGGUAG
This is a messenger RNA of Trichoplax adhaerens, 918 nucleotides long. RefSeq lists its product as uncharacterized. Bases 1 to 918 code for a protein of 305 amino acids. The transcript has 12 exons. The record is from RefSeq and is a predicted model, not a curated record. NCBI's taxonomy places the organism in Eukaryota, Metazoa, Placozoa, Uniplacotomia, Trichoplacea, Trichoplacidae.